AUGGUCCUGAGACUCAACACUGUCCAUGGGUUUGCUACUAUCAUCACAGCUUAUGCUCCGACACUAACAUCUUCGGAAGAGACAAAAGACCAAUUCUACAAUCAAUUAGACGAGACAGUAAGUAAAGUGAGUACAGGUGACCGCCUAUAUAUUCUUGGUGACUUUAAUGCCCGAGUGGGCCAGGAUUUCUCCACAUGGCCCAGUUGUAUUGGAUACCAUGGUGUAGGAAAUAUGAAUGAGAACGGUCAAAGACUGCUAGAGUUUUGCUCUGAUCAUCGUCUUUGCGUAACCAAUACAUUCUUUAAGGGUAAAUUAUCACACAGAGUUUCCUGGAAACACCCACGAUCUGGCCAUUGGCAUCAGUUGGACGUCGUGCUCUCCCGUUCCAGGGACCUACGAGAGAUCCUUCACACACGCACAUUUCAUAGCGCUGACUGUGAUACUGAUCACUCGCUAGUGGUGGCACGAGUGGCCAUUGCGCAUAAAAAGAUUCACACUUCUCAUGCUCCGGGUAAAAGAAAGAUAAAUCUUGCUAAUGUGAACAUUGACGAAAACCGUAUAAAAUUUGAGUCUUUAAUUACAGCUGACUUAAACAAUUGGGAUACUGAUAUCUCAAUAACCGUUGAGUGGAAUAAUAUUAAGAAUAUUUUAACUAACGGCGCUGGUGAGGCUUUUGGCUACAUGACUACCAAAUCUCAGGACUGGUUUGCGAAUAAUAUCCAACAUCUUCAACCACUAUUAGACGCAAAGCGCGAGGCAGCUCUUAACCAUCGUUUGCACUCCUCUCCUGUGACUGAUAAAAAUCUUCGUACAGCUAAAUCAGCUCUCCAGCGAAGCGUACGAUAUUUCGCCAAUCUAUACUGGACUAAUCUCGGCCUCAGGAUUCAAACGUGUGCCGACAACGGAAAUAUUGGUGGUGUUUACGAGGGUAUCAAACAAGUCCUUGGACCUGUACCUAAAAAGACAGCCCCCUUAAAGGACGCAGAUGGCUUCUCUAUAACAGAUUCUAGAAAACAACUUGACCGUUGGGUUGAGCAUUACACCGGUCUCUACUCACGUCCUACUAAUCUACACCCGGAUGCUGUUAAUAAUAUGCCUAAACUAGACUUAUGGACUGAGCUAGAUGAUCUACCGUCUAUAGAGGAGUUCAACAAUGCAGUAAACAAACUAAAAUCCGGUAAGAGCCCUGGCUGCGAUGGAACCCAUGCCGAAAUAAUUAAACUCCAGUGUGUAAGACCGAUGCUGUUUAGUCUCCUGCGUAAAUGCUGGGAAGCAGGUGAAGUGCCGCAAGAUAUGCGAGACGCUAAUAUUGUGACCAUAUACAAAGGGAAGGGUGACCGUGGCGACUGCAACUGCUAUCGUGGUAUCUCCCUCCUAAGUAUUGUUGGAAAACUUUUCAGUCGAGUCAUUCAAUCUAGACUCCAAAAGCUUGCGAAUCGAGUAUAUCCGGAAUCUCAAUGUGGCUUUCGUCCCCAGCGUUCUACAACUGACAUGAUUUUUACUCUACGUCAAUUACAGGAGAAGUGUAGAGAACAGAAGAGUCCCUUGUUUGUGGCUUUUGUUGACCUCAACAAAGCCUUCGAUACGGUCAGCCGGGAGGGACUGUACUCAGCACUAGAAAGCAUCGGGUGCCCACCUAAACUUUUGUGCCUGAUAAAAUGA
Messenger RNA from Colias croceus (clouded yellow), 1662 nucleotides. RefSeq lists its product as uncharacterized. The record is from RefSeq and is a predicted model, not a curated record. The transcript has a single exon. NCBI's taxonomy places the organism in Eukaryota, Metazoa, Arthropoda, Insecta, Lepidoptera, Pieridae. Bases 1 to 1662 code for a protein of 553 amino acids.